GAAAGACAUCAUAAUAAUAAAAAAAAUAAAAAAAAAAAAUUUGUGUUGGUGGAUUUUUCACCUCAUUACAAACUUGAAUUAUGUCGACGGUAACAAUGAAUAAUUUGAUUAAAUUGAACAACAUUCUCAGAUGUUCAGGUCACUACCAUCACCAAAAUCAUUAUGUUCAUCUUCGAUUUUUAUCAACAGUUCCGGCCGAACGUAAAGCCGAUUUCUUCCCACGCGUAUUGAAUAAGGAUACUUUUCCUGAUGUUGAAACAUUGAAACUUAAACGUGGUACCGGUUAUCGAUCAAGUUUUAACGGAUUGAUUGUUACCGUAUUUGGGGCCACUGGUUUCAUUGCAAAAUCGGUGGUCAAUAAUCUUGCCAAAUGUGGUUCACAGGUUAUUUGUCCAUAUCGUGGUGAUUCUUUUUUUACGAAAAAUCUGAAAUUAGCCGGAGAUCUUGGACAAAUCCUUUUCGUACCUUAUAGUUUGAACGAUGUGGACACUUUGUAUCGUGCCAUGAAAUAUUCUAAUGUAGUGAUUAAUUUAAUUGGCCGUGGUAAUGAAACGAAUAAUUUUGAUUUCGAAACCAUUCAUGUUGAAGGUCCGCGUACCAUAGCUCGAAUAGCUCGUGAACUCGGCAUUAAACGUUUGAUUCAUGUAUCAUCAUUGAAUUCAUCGCCAAAUCCACCUGCUUAUUAUUUAAAAGGUGGAUCCAAAUUUCUAAAAUCCAAAUAUUGGGGUGAAAUUGCAGUACGUGAAGAAUAUCCCGAUGUAACUAUAUUUAGACCGGCCGAUGUAUAUGGUGAAUGCGAUAAUUUUCUUUGGUAUUAUUGUUUUCCACAUCGACGUGGAUUCCGUACGUUUCCAUUACCCAGUGGUGGUUAUGGUAUAACAAAAACACCUGUAAGCGUAUCGGACCUAGCCGAAGGCAUUGUCAAUUCCAUUACUGAUGAUGCAGCCAUUGGUCAGACGUUUGAUGCUGUCGGGCCACGACGAUAUGAACUACGUCGGCUAGCCCUAUACAUUAAUGAUAUAAUUGGCAAACAACACGAUUGUGGUUUUAGGGUGACCAAUUUACGUUGGGAUCUACAAGUACGUCCACGAUUAUUUUUAUGGUCAAAUUUAAAAUCGGUGUUUAAAAAACCGAAAACCUGUUGGGAACGUAUCGAAAGGGAAGCGAUCAGUGAUGAAGUAUCCAAAAAUUUACAAUUAACCGAUCUAGGUGUACGAUUACAGCAUAUUGAAGACCAUUGGCCAUUUUUACUAGCCGCUUGGAAAUGGAAUGGUGCUUAUGAUGGUGAUCUUGGUGAAAAUCGUGUUUAUGAACAUCCAGUUUAUACAUUAGAUUCUGGAUUAGCGAAACCAAGCUUAAUUUAAGAAUUUAGGAUUGAUAAAUAAACAAUUUCCUUAAUAUUCAUGUUGAUGGAAUAAAAUACAGAUAUGUUAAAAAUGUUUAAAAAAUUUUAA
This is a messenger RNA of Dermatophagoides farinae (American house dust mite), 1454 nucleotides long. RefSeq names its product NADH:ubiquinone oxidoreductase subunit 39 (gene ND-39). NCBI's taxonomy places the organism in Eukaryota, Metazoa, Arthropoda, Arachnida, Sarcoptiformes, Pyroglyphidae. Gene Ontology annotation, cellular component: mitochondrion. Gene Ontology annotation, molecular function: protein-containing complex binding. The record is from RefSeq and is a predicted model, not a curated record.